GGUCGAGGCGGGGAGGCGGCGGCGGCGGCGGCGGCGGCACAGCCGGGCGCCCGAGACGGAGACUCCAUGGGGAACGCUCCGAGUCACAGCAGUGAAGACGAAGCGGCUGCCGCGGGGGCCGAGGGCUGGGGUCCGCACCAGGACUGGGCCGCGGACUCGGGCACGGUCUCCGGCUCGGGCCCCCCGGCACCCGCGCUGCCGCCCGCCGCGGCGCUGCUGGAGCCGGCCCGACUGCGAGAGGCGGCGGCGGCGUUGCGGCCCGCGCCGCCCUGCGAGUCUCUGGUGUCUAGGCACCACGGCGCGCUCUUGCGCUGGCUGGAAGAGCGGCUGGGCCGCGGCGAAGAGUCAGUCACCCUGGAGCAGUUCCGGGAGCUGCUGGAGGCUCGUGGCGCCGGCUGCUCGGGCGAGCAGUUCGAGGAGGCCUUUGCCCAGUUUGAUGCAGAGGGCGAUGGUACCGUCGAUGCUGAGAACAUGUUGGAGGCCCUCAGGAAUUCCAGUGGAGCUAAUCUCCAGGGGGAAUUAAGCCACAUCAUCAGACAACUGCAGGCCUGUUCUCUUGUCCCAGGUUUCAUAGACAUCUUUUCAGAGUCCAAGGAGGGCCUGGGUGUGCACGCAUCCCUGAUCCUGCGCUUCCUACACCGCAACCGGCUCUCCGGCACGGCUGUCCCCUGCCCCAUGCUGGACCACUGCGGGAACGUGUGCUCCAUGAGGGCUUCCGUUCUGAAGGAGUCCUUGGAUCAGCUGCUCCAGAGAGAAAAGGAAAGUCCUGGAGAUCUAACCAGAAGCCCAGAGAUGGACAAACUUAAGUCAGUAGCAAAGUGCUACGCUUACAUAGAAGCAUCCUCCAACCCGGCAGACAUCGACAAGAUGACAAAUGGAGAAACGUCCUCCUACUGGCAGUCAGAUGGCAGUGCCCGCUCACACUGGAUUCGCUUAAAAAUGAAGCCAGACGUCGUGCUCCGGCACCUGUCCAUCGCGGUGGCUGCCACUGACCAGAGCUACAUGCCGCAGCAGGUGACAGUGGCUGUGGGGAGGAGUGCCAGCGAUCUUCAGGACGUCCGCGACGUGCACAUUCCCAGCAAUGUCACUGGCUAUGUGACACUGCUGGAAAAUGCCAACAUCAGUCAGCUCUAUGUCCAGAUUAACAUAAAACGUUGUCUUAGCGAUGGAUGUGACACUAGAAUUCAUGGUCUGAGGGCUGUUGGCUUUCAGAGAGUUAAGAAGUCUGGGGUCUCGGUGUCAGAUGCUUCUGCAAUCUGGUACUGGUCUCUGCUAACCUCUCUGGUGACGGCGUCCAUGGAGACAAACCCCGCCUUUGUCCAGACAGUGCUGCACAACACGCAGAAGGCACUGCAGCACAUGCCUCCGCUUUCCCUCUCACCAGGAUCUACGGAUUUCUCGACUUUCCUGUCUCCCAACGUUCUAGAAGAAGUGGACAGCUUCCUCAUAAGGAUAACUAGCUGCUGUUCGACUCCAGAGGUGGAGCUGACUCUUCUGGCCUUUGCACUGGCAAGAGGAAGUGUUGCCAAAGUGCUGAGCUCUCUGUGUACCAUCACUGACCACCUGGACACACGGUACGACGCCUCGUCCCUCAUCUCCUCCAUGGCAUCCGUCAGGCAAACCCUGCUCCUUAAAUACGGUAAACCUCUUCAGUUGACCCUUCAGGCCUGUGAUGUCAAAGGGAAAGAGGAGAAAUCAGGGCCUGAAAACCUCCUCGUGGAGCCGUGGACGAGAGACGGGUUUCUUACAGAGACUGGGAAGACCAGAGCAAGUACCAUUUUUUCUACAGGAACUGAAUCUGCAUUCCAAGUUACACAGAUCAGAAUUAUGGUUCGACGUGGUGGCAUUGGUGCCCAGUGUGGGUUGGUGUUUGCCUAUAACUCACCUUCGGCUAAAUUCCAUGCAGAAGAACACUUCAAAAGGUUUGAAAAAUAUGACAAAUGGAAGCUUCAGGAAUUCAGGCAAUUUGUAAAAAGCAGGGUUGGUUGCUCAUCUGAUGACCUUGGAGAGGAUGACCCCGUUGGCUGGUUUGAGCUGGAAGAAGAAUGGGAUGAAGCAGAUGUGAAGUUGCAGCACUGCAGGGUUGCCCAAUACUUGAUGGUGAAGUUCCUCUGCACCCGUCAGGAGUCGGCAGAGCGCUUGGGCGUGCAAGGCCUUAGCAUCAGCGGGUACCUCCGGCCUGUGCGAGCCGAAGCGGAACAGCACGUCGUCUGUGCCCACUGCAGGAAGGACGGGGAGGAGAGCGUCUGUGGGGCCACCCUGCUCCUCAGGACACUUCAGUUCAUUCAGCAGCUCGCCCAUGACCUGGUGCAGCAGAAGGAAAGUGGCUUGAGAUAUAAAUCUUUUCUGGACUUCGCCGGUCUUGAUUUGCAGAUCUUCUGGAAUUUUUACAGUAAAUUAAAGCAAAACCCGAGGGAGGAGUGCCUCUGCGCCCAAACCCUGCUUCUGCGGCUCCUGCAGAGCUGCUUCUCAGUGCUGCAGAGAGACGGGCCGGCCGCUUCAGGGGGGGCAAAGGCUCCCCGGCAGAGCCCGGGAGGGGCAGGGGCCGCCAAGGAGCUCCACACACACUUAUGCGACGUGGUGGACAGGGUGGAUGGAGACUCUGCGCCCAUGGAAACCUUAAAACAAGAAGUCAGGAAUACCCUUCUCAAUGGGGCUGCUGUCUUCUUUCCUGACCGACAGACCCGGCGGAGCCAUCUCUUCGCCAUGAUGAAUGUCACCGAGCAGGAGCACAAGCAGUCCCUGCAGCUCACUUUCCGUUCACUGUGCACGUAUUUUAGUGAUAAGGAUCCGGGUGGCCUUCUGCUCUUGCCUGAGAAAGGUGACCUGGCCGACCUGAACAGCAGCGAAGUGCUGGCGGUCAUGAGCACCCUCCUGUCCGUCGCUGCUCGAGAGUGUGGACUGCUGGUGCUCACGGGGGCCCACGGGGAGACUGGCUCUGUGCUGUUCUCCCUGUUCUGGGCCGUCCAGGGCAGCCUGCUCUCCUGGUGCUACCUGCAGCUGAAGAGCACGGACUCCGCAGUCAGAGGUGGUGCCGCCGACCUGAUUGACCAGUAUGUGGGACAGUUUCUGGCGAGCAUGAGAACGAUUUUGGAAUCCCUCUUGUCACAGUAUAAUGGAAAAACCAUUGUAGAAAAAUUAUGUAAUUCAGUGUUUUCGAUGGCAGCUCGUCAACUGGUCAUCUUUCUGCUGGACUUCUGCACUUUAGACAUUUCUCACUGCGCGCUCCUGAGAGAGUUCAGUACGCUAACAGAACUGUUGAGGCAGCUCUGUGCGGACGCGGAAGGAGCGCCGAGUAAGCUCGAUGCAGAGACUUGGCAGCAGGAAUGUCCCGUGGUCUUACAUACCUGGACAAAAGAGUCUGCCCACAACUAUGAAAACAAUUGCCACGAGGUGUCUGUCUUCGUGAGCCCGGGGGCAACCUACUUUGAGGUGGAAUUUGACGAGCGGUGUGAGACUGAGAAAAGGUAUGAUUAUCUGGAAUUUACCGACGCUAGAGGUGGAAAAACACGCUAUGACACCAAAGUUGGCACCGAGAAGUGGCCCAAGAAAGUGACCUUUAAGGCCGGCCCUCGGCUGCAGUUCCUCUUUCACUCUGACAGCAGUAACAACGAGUGGGGCUACAGGUUCACCGUCACCGCCUAUGGCCUGCCCGACGUGGCCGUGUCCUGGGCGCUGGACUUACAACUUCUCGUUUCCCGGCUGAUGGGACGCCUCGCUGCCCAGUGCAUGGCGCUCAAGUCUGCGCACCAGUUUGGAAGUGACAUGGCAGUGCCUCCCGCAAAAAUGGCGUCGGUCCUGAACUCCCCGCUGUGGAAACCUGUCUUCAGGCAUCAGCUGAGUCCAGAGUUGGGAUUAGCAGCGAGCUGGCCCACUCCCCCACAGCAGGAUAGUAAGGAGGUCAAGAACAUCCCCGACGACCCCUGCCACCACUUUCUUCUUGAGUUUGCACAGUCAGACCCUGCCCAGAACUUCUGUGGGCCAUUUUCAGAACUUUUCAAAGGAUUCAUACAGGCAUGUAGAAAACAGGCCCCAAAGACAGAUAUAGUUGCUGGUUCUGCUAUUGAUCAAGCUGUGAACGCCACCUUUGCCGCUCUGGUGUGUCGCACUCCAGGCUUGUAUGAGAAGCUGCAGAAAUAUGUAAAAAGUGGGGGCAACACAGCCCUGAGCGAGGAGUUUGCACAGGUGUAUUGCUUGGCAGAUGGGAUUCGCAUAUGGAUGUUGGAGAUGAAGCAGAAGUCCCUGAUAAACCUGGGGAACGAGGCAGAAGAAAAGCAUGGGUCGGAAGCGGCUGAGGUGAACCCCGAGAGCCUGGCAAAAGAGUGUAUUCAGAAGAGCCUCCUGUUACUGAGAUUUUUGCCCGUGGGAGUGAGUUCAAAAGGAAGCUGUGACGGGUUGGUGGCUGCAGAUGAAACGGAUCACCUCCAGCCACGGGACAAGCGCCCGAGGACGAGCUCUGUGGUGGAGGAGCAUUUCCAGGCCUCCGUGUCUCCCGUGGAAGCGGGCGCCCUUGCUGCGGGCGUUGGGGGUCUUGGCUCGGACGUGCAGCCGAAGCUGCCACCCAGCAGCGGGCCCCCUGCCGCCGAGGUGUCCUCUGCCGCCGCCGAAGAGCCCUCGUCACCUUCUACCCCCGCCCGGCGGCCUCCCUUCACCCGAGGCCGACUCCGGCUGCUCUCCUUCCGGUCCGUGGAGGAGGCGAGGCCAGCGCCCACAGUGAAGGAGAAGUACCCCGUGCUGAAGGAUGUCCUGGACUUCAUCAAGGACCAGUCCCUCUCCCAUGAGAGUGUCGUAAAGGUUCUUGCCUUGAGGAGAGCCCAGGCGCAGAGUGUCCUCGAAGUCCUGAGGAUCGUUCAAUAUUGCUCAGAGUCCCUCGGACAGCCUCACUGCUUCCAUCCGCCGUACAUACUCUUCCUGUUGGAGCUCCUCACCUGCCAGAAGGAGUUUACCAAUUAUUUCGCGCACUUGGAGGGCUGUGGCGCACAUCUGCACAAAGAGAUUCGAGACACUUACUACCAGUUCGUUCUGUUUUUGGUCAAAGCAGUUAAAGGAUUUAGCAGCAUCAGUGACAGGUCCUUGCUGCCUGCCUUGUCCUGUGUGCAGACAGCCCUGCUCCAUCUUCUGGAUAUGGGCUGGGAACCCGCCGAUCUCACCUUCUUUGUGGACAUUCAGUUACCACAUCUCCUCAUGAAGAUGUCGCAAGAAAAUAUAAGCGUGCACGACAGUGUGAUCAGGUCUCGACACGGAGUUACCUCCAUGACCUUCUUGACAGCCGCUGAUAGCCUGGCUGGGUUUUCUCGGGCCCUGACUUUGUCCGUCAGACCUGCUGUCACACUGUGCGUCGUGGCCACGUCGGAAGGCCUGCUGGCUAAUUGUGUGUGUUUCACCUUACAGAUGCACAUGUUCAUUGCUCGCUACUGUGACCUGUUAAACGUGGACAUCUCUUGCGAUGGGUGUGACGAGAUUGCGCCCUGGCACCGCUAUCGGUGUCUGCAGUGUAGCGACAUGGAUCUCUGCAAGACUUGCUUCCUGGGUGGGGUGAAGCCCGAGGGCCAUGGAGAUGACCAUGAGAUGGUCAGCAUGGAGUUCACCUGUGACCACUGCCAGGGCCUGAUCAUCGGCCGGAGGAUGAAUUGCAAUGUGUGUGAUGACUUCGAUCUCUGCUAUGGGUGCUAUGCGGCAAAGAAAUACUCCUAUGGCCACUUGCCCACCCACAGCGUCACGGCCCAUCCGAUGGUGACCAUCCGCAUCAGCGACCGGCAGAGGCUCAUCCAGCCUUACAUCCACAACUACGCCUGGCUGCUGUUUGCUGCCCUGGCUCUCUACAGUGCCCACCUGGCCGGUGCGGAGGAUGUGGACGGGGAGAAGCUGGGUCCCCGGGACCGCGGCAAUGCCAGCACCCUGCGGGCCCAGUGCAUGCAGCUCGUCGGGGACUGUCUGAUGAAGGCUCACCAGGGAAAAGGUCUGAAAGCUCUAGCUCUUCUUGGUGUACUGCCAGAUGGUGAAUCUGGUCCAGACAGUCGGGUCCCUUCGGUCGCUGUGCCCACCCGCACGCCAGAGGAGGAGAGAGCCGUCCGGGGUGCUGAGGACCCGUCCCCCGCGGGCCCUUCUGGCAAGAGAGAUGGUCCUAAGGAAGUCGGACCUUUAGACAGCAAGCAGAGAAGUAAGGCAGAUGAAGAAGGUGCAUCAGCUCUGAAGGGUCCUUCGUGCCAGACUCAAAUUUCAGACUCACCUGCAGAUGGUAGCACACCUACAGGGCAUCCAGAUGCUGAAAAUAUAGUCGUGUUGUCUCAGGAGCCCAUCGAGGAAAAACGGGUUACUCCCAGCCCUGAGCAGGUGUUUGCUGAGUGUUCCCAGAAGAGGAUUUUGGGAUUACUAGCAGCCAUGUUACCUCCCUUAAAGUUGGACCCCACAGUGCCCGUGAUGCACCUGGAGCACGUCCUCCCACUCAUGUUUCAGGUUGUCAUCUCCAACGCAGGCCACCUGAACGAGACCUACCACCUCACACUGGGUCUUCUCGGCCAGUUAAUCACCCGCCUUUUACCAGCAGAGGUGGAUGCUGCGGUGGUGAAGGUCCUCUCCGCCAAGCACACCUUGUUUGCAUCAGGGGACAGUUCCAUUGUGCCCGAUGGCUGGAAGACCACCCACCUGCUCUUCAGCCUGGGAGCUGUGUGUCUGGACAGCCGGGUGGGCUUGGACUGGGCGUGCUCCAUGGCGGAGAUCCUGCGGUCACUCAGCGGUGCCCCACUGUGGCGAGAUGUCAUCGCCACCUUCACAGACCAUUGUGUCAAGCAGCUGCCUUUCCAGCUGAAGCACACCAACAUCUUCACCCUGCUCGUGCUGGUCGGCUUCCCACAGGUCCUCUGCGUGGGGACCCGCUGUGUGUAUAUGGAUAACGCCAAUGAGCCACAUAAUGUAAUCAUCUUGAAGCACUUCACGGAGAAGAACAGGGCUGUGAUCGUCGAUGUCAAAACCCGGAAAAGGAAAACAGUGAAGGACUACCAGCUGGUCCAGAAAGGACAGGAGUGCAGCAGCGCUCAGGCCCAGCUGAGCCAGUACUCCCAGCACUUUGCCUUUAUCGCCAGUCACCUUCUGCAAGCCAGUGUGGAGAGCCACUGUCCCGAGGCGGUGGAAGCAACCUGGGUCCUGUCCCUGUCCCUCAAAGGACUAUAUAAGACGCUAAAGGCUCACGGUUUUGAAGAGACUCAUGCGACCUUCCUUCAGACUGAUUUGCUGAAGCUGCUGGUGAAAAAGUGCAGCAAAGGGACCGGUUUUAGUAAAACGUGGCUCCUCCGGGACCUGGAGAUCCUGUCCAUCAUGCUGUACUCCUCAAAGAAGGAGAUUCACACCUUGGCCGAGAACACAGCCCUGGAGCAAGACGAGCGAGGGGACCAAGAGGAGGAGGUGGAAGGCACUGUCAGCAGCCCUGCUGAGCCGGAGCAGAAGAAGCUGGAUCCCCUGGAAGGCCUGGAUGAGCCCACCAGAAUAUGUUUCUUGAUGGCGCACGAUGCGCUCAAUGCCCCUCUGCACAUCCUCCGGGCCAUAUACGAGUUGCAGAUGAAGAGGACCGAUUCUUUCUUCCUGGAGGUUCAGAAGAGGUUUGAUGGGGACGAGCUCACCACGGAUGAAAGGAUUCGGACCCUGGCUCAGAGGUGGCAGCCCAGUAGGAGUCUGAGACUAGAGGAGCAGAGUGCCAAAGCCGUGGACACAGACAUGAUUAUCUUACCGUGUUUGUCCCGGCCUGCACGCUGUGACCAGGCCACGGCUGAAUCGAACCCUGUGACCCAGAAGCUCAUCGCCAGCACGGAGAGUGAACUGCAGCAGAGCUACGCCAAGCAGCGACGUAGCAAGAGCGCCGCCCUCCUGCACAAGGAGCUGAACUGCAAGAGCAAGAGGGCUGUCCGAGAGUACCUGUUCCGCGUGAACGAGGCCACGGCCGUCCUGUACGCCCGCCACGUGCUGGCCUCCUUGCUCGCCGAGUGGCCUGGCCACGUGCCAGUGAGUGAGGACACCCUGGAGCUCAGUGGCCCGGCCCACAUGACCUACAUUUUGGACAUGUUCAUGCAGCUGGAAGAAAAGCACCAGUGGGAGAAGAUCCUGCGGAAGGUGCUCCAGGGCUGCCGAGGGAGCAUGCUGGGGACCAUGGCCCUGGCUGCCUGCCAGUUCAUGGAGGAGCCCGGGAUGGAGGUGCAAGUCAGGGAGUCGAAACACCCAUAUAACAAUAACACUAACUUUGAGGAUAAAGUCCACAUCCCGGGUGCAGUCUACCUCUCCAUCAAAUUCGACUCGCAGUGCAGUACAGAGGAGGGCUGUGAUGAGCUGGCCAUGUCCAGCAGUGGUGACUUCCAGCAGGACCGACACACCUUCAGUGGGUCCCAGCAGAAAUGGAAGGAUUUUGAGCUCCCAGGAGAUACUCUGUACUACCGCUUCACCUCUGACAUGAGCAACACGGAGUGGGGUUACAAAUUCACUGUGACGGCGGGACACCUGGGGCGAUUCCAGACAGGGUUCGAGAUUUUGAAGCAGAUGUUGUCAGAAGAAAGAGUUGUGCCACACCUCCCGCUGGCCAAAAUUUGGGAGUGGCUGGUGGGUGUGGCUUGUCGCCAGACUGGCCACCAGCGAUUAAAAGCCAUCCACCUGCUUCUGAGGAUCGUCCGAUGUUGCACCCACAGUGACCUCUGUGACCUUGCGCUGCUGAAGCCACUGUGGCAGCUCUUCACCCACAUGGAGUACAGCCUGUUUGAGGACGUGACGCAGCCUGGCAUCCUCCUCCCCCUGCACCGCGCCCUCACCGAGCUCUUCUUCGUCACCGAGAACCGCGCCCAGGAGCUCGGCCUACUGCAGGAUUACCUGCUGGCCUUAACCACUGACGACCACCUUCUCCGCUGCGUGGCGCAGGCUCUGCAGAACAUUGCUGCUAUCAGCCUGGCCAUCAACUACCCGAACAAGGCAACCCGCCUCUGGAAUGUCGAGUGUUAGCCCUUGCUGUGGCGUGCAUGGAACUGGCCCAUCUGUCCACAAGGACUUUAGAGCAGACAUCUGAACUCAUUCAGGAAAAUGCCUGUGGUGUCCGUGCCCGGCUUCCCUUGAGGUCCCACUUCCACCCCAAGUGGAAUGCCAAACAGCCAUGCCUCCGAGAACUUGCCGCGUCCCAAGCUAGCACCUGCACGCACCACAGCACGUGAGAAAGAGCAGAGCACUACAGAGCUAUUCAGGAGGGCAGGUCGUUCAGAGGGUCUGUCCCUGCGGAAGCCACAGCCCAGGAAGAGCUGAAAGGAGCGUCUCUGGAAAGGGUUCUGUCUCCGUGGAGCGGAGCUGGCUGCGCUUAGAGUCGGCCCAGAGCUGCCCUCUCAGCAGGACCUGCAGCAGCAACAGCGGCCUGGCCUGGGAGCCCUUCCUUUGCUCUUGCUUCUUGAGACCGGGCAGUCCACACCAAAGCCGGUGAGAGCUCGUCCUGGCCACCUGCCGGCCCCCCAGGCAUGCACAUGGCCGUCCCACAGAAGUCCUCGGGGAGAACAAGAGCCCUUGGUCACAGCCAGUGGGCCGUCCAUGUGCACCGCUCCUGCUCUGACUCCCAGCACGUCUGCAUUUAGUUGUUUUCACAUAUCUCAGUUUCCACCUGACGUUUUUAGAACAGAACCACAUGACUCCCCCGCGAGGCUUCAAGGGGUGCCCAAUGGAACGGUCAUUCGGGGGAGACGCUGUUCGCGUGAAAGCUUCUGUACUUGAAGACUUGAAGUGUUAGACGAGAUCUUAUUUUAGAAGUAAAAAAAAAAAAAAAACACCAAAAAACAAAGAAUAUAUGAUGAUUUUAUUUCUUCUCUGUGGUCACGGUUACCCGUCGCAUCCACCUCUGGGACUCUGCGUGCUUGCUCGGCUGUCAUUGGUCUGGCAAGAAUGCUGUUUUCCAUUUUUUAUGGUCGCAGUCUUGCCCUCAAGUGCUGAUGAUGAUUCUCUUUCCAAAGCCAUGCUUUGGAGUGUGAGGCUGGGUUGGCCCGUGGGACUCGUCGGCGUGAAGAGCGCCUCGGCAGCUGCCAUUUCAGGACGGCAUCUGGGCCUGAGCACGUCCCCCCACGCGGGGCGCACGGAAGGCUCCUCGCAGCCAGGGCCAAGCUGAGCAGGUCAGCACCGGCAUGUGACUGCUGGCUGCAGGGGUCUGGGUUGGAAGGGCCCGAGACUGCAGGUCCCAGGAGGGUCUUCCUGCAGAAGCACUCUUGCCUUCUGGGUCAGGAGGCCGAGGGGCGGCAGCCUCCUGCAGCCCUAGAGCUCGGUUCUCAGUCAAGCCCCCAAGCUGCACGAGGAGCCGUCCUGUGAGGGACCCUUCAAAGGGGACAGGGGGCAGGUCCUGGAACUUGGUGACCCCAGGCCCGUAGCCCUGACAUCAACAAGCCUGAGGCCCUGGGCCCGGUCCGGUCCCCCAUGGUGUCGGGAUGCAAGCAGGUUGCUACUGUGGCUUGGUAGAAACCCGUUCUCAUCUUCCGCUCUGCCUGCACCCCCAGAGAAGGCCCCACGUGCGUACCACCCAGACCCAGGUAGGUCUCGCAGUGCAGAGGGAGGUCACAGAGCAGGUGUCGGGGCCCCGACUCUGACGGGGUGGGGGGGGCGGCCUGGAAGACAGACAACACAGCGCACUCACGCCUUCACCUUGCUGCCGUCCACAGCCCUCAUGCCCCGGACUGACUGACGCAGGCAGGACAGAUAGGCAGGGCAGGGUCACGCCUCUGGGGGCCGUCACCAUCAACUUUGCUCUCCAUCCUCGGGAGGCCGAAUUGUAAAUAAACGCCAGCCUCGGCCCGCUGCUGUCUGUCCUGGUCUCUCUGCCCACUUUGCACAGAGCGAGCCCAGGUUCUGCUUCGCACACAGCUGCCGCUCUCCCCUGCUCGCCCCACCGGCCCGGUCGCCCUGCAUCCCACCCGGUCGCCACCAAGGACCCGCCGCCUCCGAGACCAGCCUCCCUUUGAUCCUUCUCCGAGGCAGAGUUGCCAGGCAAGAGCUAAAACCGGCGAGAAUAAAGGUGUCGUGAAAACACGUGCCUGAUCCAUAAAGAGAUUCCGACCCAAACCCUAUAUAUUGUACAGAUGGACACUGCUCCUAAUGGGAGGGGUGACUUAUUUUCAUCAUCGUUUUUAAUUUGUUUUCU
Molecule: messenger RNA, 11137 nt
Organism: Neomonachus schauinslandi (Hawaiian monk seal)
Lineage: Eukaryota; Metazoa; Chordata; Mammalia; Carnivora; Phocidae
Gene: ZZEF1
Product: zinc finger ZZ-type and EF-hand domain containing 1
Exons: 55
Coding region: 67-8976 (2969 amino acids)
Biological process (GO): regulation of synaptic plasticity; protein ubiquitination
Cellular component (GO): postsynapse
Molecular function (GO): ubiquitin-like protein ligase activity; calcium ion binding; zinc ion binding
Source: RefSeq, a predicted model, not a curated record